AUGUCUUCGCGUGGCCAUAGCGAGGGCGGGAAACCGCUGUCCAAACCAAUCUCUCUAUCUUUAUCCAGUUCAAAUGGUCCUCCGAAAAAGACCGGUUUCAACCUCCAAUCCUCAAAUCGCGGCCGUUCCACAAAUUCCCCAGCAAACGGCCGGUCGCUGCCCCGGCGACCUCACCAGCUCGGUGACGCCGAUGACUCCGACGAAGAUGAGGCCCCUCCGGUCCACGAAGAAAUCUCAGGGUUCGACACCCACACAGGCGCCGCCAUAACCGCGGACGGACAGGCAGUCGCGGACGCAAAUAAGCUGCUGAUCAUCCCCGUCACGAGCAAGAACAACUGGCGCGACCGGGCGGGUGUGAAGAAAGGCAAGAACCUGCUGCCGAGCGAAGUGCAGGCUAUGCAGGAAGCGCAAAAGAACGGACAAGCACCUCCCGGAGAGCCUACAGUAGAGACAGAUACGCCCAGCAUGGCGUACGGCUUGAGCUUUGCACAGCAGUCUGCAGAAAAGGCAGAUAGUGGCGCAGCAGUGGACCAAGACCAGGCCAUGCCCGAUGCGAAACCUGUCGAGACCAAGCCUCUCACCGACGACGAGAUUGCCAUGCAGGCGCUGAUUCGAGAAACUACGGGUGACAAUGAACGGAGGUCAGAUCUUGUGAUUGAGUCUGCUACAAGGGAGGAAGAACCAGUCCACUACAGCGAACUCGGAUCUUUCCGAACAGAUGUGGCAUCCCGACCUGAGCCUGCCAGUUUGGACGCCUACAAUGCCAUUCCUGUCGAGGAAUUCGGCGCUGCGCUGCUACGAGGAAUGGGCUGGAAGGAUGGUCAAUCUAUCGGACGAGGCAACUACAGCAGUGCCACAGCUGCAGAGAAGGCGAAAAAUCCUCGUGUCCCAGAACGACGACCUGGGUUCCUCGGUAUUGGCGCAAAGGAUUCUUCCGGCGGCAAGGGAGCCGAAACCGAACUUGGAGCCUGGGGAAAAGCGGCUAUGCGCAAGGCGUCGAGGAAACAGGGGGAGGAGAAUGACAAGGCUGAGGGUGUGUACAUGCCUAUCACGAUGCGGAAUAAGAAAACUGGCGAGCAACUCACCGAAGAGGAACUCGCUGCUCUACAAAAGGAGGCCAAGUCCAAGCCUCCCAAGGAAGACGACUGGCGCGAGCGACGGGAUCGCAACCUUGAGAAGAGUGGUCGGGACAAGGAUCGAGACCGGGAAUACCGCAAACGAGAUUACGACGAUGAGGAGGAUCGUUCUCGUCGGAAGACUGGGUCCUCGCGACGUGACCGUGAUCGCAGUCGGUCUAGUGGCCGCCAGUCUUCUAGUCGUUCCUCUCGAUAUGAUGAUGACGACAAAAGCAGACGGGACGACCGUUCCUAUCGGGAUCGAGACCACGACCGGGAUCGUCGCCGGGACCGUGAUGAUGAUAAGGACGACCGAAGGAGAGAUGGAGAUCGAGAGCGGGACAGGGACCGCAGCCAUCGAUCUCGAGAUGAUAGAUACAGCAGCUCGCGGCACUCGUCUCACUCAUCUCGGAAUGACCGAGACCGAGAUCGUGACCGUGAUCGCGACUCUCGUCGGAGUCGUCGCGAUGAUUAG
Messenger RNA from Penicillium expansum, 1590 nucleotides. It is a transcript of the gene spp2, whose product is annotated as spliceosome ATPase-activating subunit SPP2. The transcript has a single exon. NCBI's taxonomy places the organism in Eukaryota, Fungi, Ascomycota, Eurotiomycetes, Eurotiales, Aspergillaceae. The record is from RefSeq and is a predicted model, not a curated record. Gene Ontology annotation, molecular function: nucleic acid binding. Bases 1 to 1590 code for a protein of 529 amino acids. Gene Ontology annotation, cellular component: spliceosomal complex. Gene Ontology annotation, biological process: mRNA splicing, via spliceosome.